This is a messenger RNA of Beta vulgaris subsp. vulgaris (sugar beet), 2400 nucleotides long. Its product is annotated as luminal-binding protein. The record is from RefSeq and is a predicted model, not a curated record. Lineage: Eukaryota; Viridiplantae; Streptophyta; Magnoliopsida; Caryophyllales; Amaranthaceae. Gene Ontology annotation, biological process: endoplasmic reticulum unfolded protein response; cellular response to unfolded protein; protein refolding. The transcript has 8 exons. The coding region runs from base 118 to 2115 and encodes 665 amino acids. Gene Ontology annotation, molecular function: misfolded protein binding; ATP binding; ATP-dependent protein folding chaperone. Gene Ontology annotation, cellular component: nucleus; endoplasmic reticulum chaperone complex; cytoplasm.
UUUCUCAGAGGAGAAACUCAGAAGAGAGAAAACACGAAGGAGAGAAGUGAACCAACUUUGUAGGAGAAGAAAGAGAAGAUUCGUCAAAACUACGUCGUUUCUAUCGCCGGUGAAACAAUGGCGGGAGCGUGGAAUUCACGCGCAUCGAUAGUUUUGGGAAUCGUCCUUUGCGGGACUUUGUUUGCCCUCACUAUCGCCAAAGACGAAGCGCCUAAGCUUGGUACAGUUAUCGGAAUUGAUCUUGGUACCACCUACUCAUGUGUUGGUGUUUACAAAGAUGGUAAAGUUGAGAUUAUAGCGAACGACCAAGGUAACCGUAUCACUCCAUCAUGGGUGGCUUUCACCAAUGACGAGAGGUUGAUCGGGGAGGCUGCAAAGAAUCAGGCAGCUGCUAAUCCCGAGAGGACUGUUUUCGAUGUCAAGAGGCUCAUCGGAAGAAAAUUUGAGGACAAGGAGGUCCAGAGGGACAUGAAGCUUGUACCUUACAAGAUUGUGAACAAGGAUGGAAAGCCUUACAUCCAAGUUCAGGUUCAGGAUGGUGAGACCAAGGUUUUCAGCCCUGAGGAGAUUAGUGCCAUGAUUCUUACUAAGAUGAAGGAGACAGCUGAAACUUUCCUUGGAAAGAAAAUCAAGGAUGCUGUUGUCACUGUUCCUGCUUACUUCAAUGAUGCCCAAAGGCAAGCAACCAAGGAUGCCGGAGUCAUUGCUGGUUUAAACGUUGCUAGGAUUAUUAAUGAGCCAACGGCAGCAGCUAUUGCCUAUGGUUUGGACAAGAGAGGUGGUGAGAAGAACAUCCUUGUCUUUGACCUUGGUGGUGGGACAUUCGAUGUUAGUGUUUUGACCAUUGAUAAUGGUGUUUUUGAGGUUCUUGCAACCAAUGGAGACACUCACUUGGGAGGUGAGGACUUUGACCAGAGGCUCAUGGAGUACUUCAUUAAGUUGAUCAAGAAGAAGCACAACAAGGACAUAAGCAAGGACAACAGAGCUCUUGGAAAGAUGAGGAGAGAGUGUGAGCGUGCCAAGAGAGCCUUGAGUAGCCAGCACCAAGUCCGUGUUGAGAUUGAGUCUCUCUUUGAUGGUAUUGAUUUCUCUGAGCCACUCACCAGGGCUCGUUUUGAGGAGUUGAACAACGACCUCUUCAGGAAGACCAUGGGACCCGUUAAGAAGGCCAUGGAGGAUGCUGGUUUGGAAAAGAACCAGAUUGAUGAGAUUGUUCUUGUUGGUGGAAGUACUAGGAUUCCCAAGGUUCAACAGCUAUUGAAGGAAUUCUUCAACGGAAAGGAGCCCAGCAAGGGAGUUAACCCUGAUGAGGCCGUCGCUUUUGGUGCUGCUGUUCAAGGUAGCAUUCUCAGUGGAGAAGGUGGUGAAGAGACCAAAGAAAUCCUUCUAUUGGAUGUUGCGCCUCUUACCCUUGGUAUUGAGACUGUUGGUGGAGUCAUGACUAAAUUGAUUCCAAGAAACACCGUUAUCCCAACCAAGAAGUCUCAGGUUUUCACCACUUACCAGGACCAACAGACCACCGUCACCAUUCAGGUCUUUGAAGGUGAAAGGAGUCUCACCAAGGACUGCAGACUUCUAGGGAAAUUUGACCUCACUGGAGUCGCACCAGCACCAAGGGGAACCCCUCAGAUCGAAGUCACCUUUGAGGUGGAUGCAAACGGUAUCUUAAAUGUGAAGGCAGAAGACAAAGCCUCAGGAAAAUCUGAGAAGAUCACCAUCACAAACGACAAGGGUCGUCUGAGCCAGGAAGAAAUUGAGAGAAUGGUUCAGGAAGCCGAGGAGUUUGCUGAGGAAGACAAGAAGGUGAAGGAGAGAAUUGAUGCCCGUAACAGCUUGGAGACUUACGUGUACAACAUGAAGAACCAAGUGAAUGACAAGGACAAGCUGGCUGACAAGCUAGAGUCCGACGAGAAGGACAAGAUCGAGGGUGCUGUUAAGGAGGCCCUUGAGUGGUUGGAUGACAACCAGAGUGCCGAAAAGGAAGACUACGAGGAGAAACUGAAGGAAGUCGAGGCUGUUUGCAACCCAAUCAUCACCGCUGUUUACCAGAGAUCUGGUGGGGCAUCAGGUGAAGGCGCUGAUACAGAGGAUUCCGAGGAUCAUGAUGAACUUUAAGCGCGGUAACUGAUUUAAUUGUUGGUUGUAUUAGGUUUAGACUUAUGAUCUCCUUUUUGGAAGCUUUUGGCAGGACAGAAAAGAUGAUGCAGUAGAAUAUUACGGGAAUUUUAGGGGGGAAACUGGGAUGGGAAACUCUUUUGGAUUAUCGGGUUUCUUCUCUCCCUUCACCAAGUUCAAUUUUUGAGGGACAAUGUAUAGGAUAUUUCAACUGUUUUUAUCAGCUGAAACACUUGUGUUAUUUUCUUUUACUUAUAAUUCAUAAUUGCCUCUGUUUUCGACUCA